Messenger RNA from Ilex paraguariensis (yerba mate), 1329 nucleotides. The record is from the annotation of a GenBank genome assembly. NCBI's taxonomy places the organism in Eukaryota, Viridiplantae, Streptophyta, Magnoliopsida, Aquifoliales, Aquifoliaceae.
AUGGCUGUAGAAGAAAAAGGACCUGAUGACUACACACAAGAUGGGACUGUGGAUCUCAAAGGGAACCCUGUCCUUAGAUCCAAGAGAGGUGGAUGGACUGCUUGUUCCUUUGUUGUUGUGUAUGAGGUGUUUGAACGCAUGGCCUACUAUGGUAUAUCAUCAAACUUGGUCAUUUACCUAACCAAGAAACUCCAUCAGGGCACUGUCAAGUCAUCCAACAAUGUCACCAACUGGGUUGGCACGGUUUGGGUUACUCCACUCUUGGGUGCAUACGUUGCUGACGCUCAUCUAGGACGCUAUUGGACGUUCGUGAUUGCAUCUGCAAUCUAUCUUGCGGGGAUGUCUGUACUAACCCUAGCAGUUUCAGUCCCUGGACUAAAGGCCCCUCGCUGUGUGGAUCAAAAUGUAGAAAAUUGUAAGAAGGCAUCCACAUUACAACUAGCAGUAUUCUAUGGUGCACUCUACACCUUGGCAGUGGGCACCGGUGGGACGAAGCCGAACAUCUCGACCAUCGGAGCCGACCAGUUUGACGAUUUCGAGCCGAAGGAGAAAGCUCAGAAGCUCUCAUUCUUCAACUGGUGGAUGUUCAGCAUCUUCUUUGGGACACUAUUUGCCAACACAAUUCUUGUGUAUAUACAAGACAAUGUGGGCUGGACCCUUGGAUAUGGGCUUCCCACCUUGGGCCUUGCGAUAUCGGUUCUGAUUUUCUUGGUUGGAACACCGUUUUAUAGACAUAGGGUUCCCUCUGGGAGUCCAUUCACAAGGAUGGCUAAGGUCAUAGUGGCUGCCCUAAGGAAGUGGACUGUACCUGUUCCUAGUGACCCUAAAGAGCUCUAUGAACUUGAUUUGGAAGAGUACACCAAGGGAGGAAAGUUUAGGAUUGACUCUACACCAACAUUAAGAUUCCUCAACAAAGCUUGUGUCCAAGCAGGUUCAACCAAUCCAUGGAUGUUAUGCUCAGUCACCCAGCACCCUUCUGAACAGAAAUCUUGGGAGCUUCAAAAUCCCUCCGGCCAGCCUAACCGCGUUUGUAACGAUCUCCAUGCUCAUCUGCGUCGUGCUAUACGACCAAUUCUUCGUAAGAAUAGUGAGGAGGUGGACAAAAACCCAAGAGGCAUCACUCUUCUACAAAGAAUGGGAAUUGUCGAAAAUGGAAAACCAGUACCCCUAACAAUUUUCAUUCUACUUCCUCAAUUUGUGCUUAUGGGAACCGCGGACGCGUUUCUAGAGUGGGCAAAGCUCGAGUUCUUCUAUGAUCAAGCACCUGAAAGCAUGAAGAGUCUUGGGACUUCUUAUGCCAUGAUCACUCUAGGAAUUGGAAUUUCAUAA